This is a messenger RNA of Carassius carassius (crucian carp), 2037 nucleotides long. Its product is annotated as prokineticin receptor 2-like. The record is from RefSeq and is a predicted model, not a curated record. Gene Ontology annotation, cellular component: membrane. The transcript has 2 exons. Lineage: Eukaryota; Metazoa; Chordata; Actinopteri; Cypriniformes; Cyprinidae. Gene Ontology annotation, biological process: neuropeptide signaling pathway. The coding region runs from base 66 to 1253 and encodes 395 amino acids. Gene Ontology annotation, molecular function: neuropeptide receptor activity.
AACAAAUGAUGUGUUCAAACAAGAAUAUGAAAGAUCCUGGUUUUCUGACAGACCAUUAAAAAGAGAUGAUGGGAGAAGACAACAGGAGCACCUCCACCGAGACAUGGACUCUCAUCCACCCAUCGGGGAGCCCCCUUGACCUCAUACCCAAUUACGACAUCCCCCUAGAUUACGAGGUUCCGAUGGACGAGAUCCCAGACACGACUCAGGGACGAGCGUUCUUCGUGGCUAAAAUCAUUAUUGCGGUGGUCCUGGUCUGCAUCAUGCUGGUCUGCGGUAUUGGGAACUGCCUCUUUAUAGCCUCAUUGGCACGCUACAAAAAACUAAGGAAUCUCACCAAUUUACUCAUUGCCAACUUGGCAAUAUCAGACUUCCUGGUGGCCACUGUGUGCUGUCCCUUUCUGGUGGAUUAUUACGUGGUCAAACAGCUGUCAUGGGAUCAUGGGAUUGUGCUUUGCGUCUCCAUUAACUACCUUCGGACCGUGUCUCUCUACGUGUCCACCAAUGCCCUGCUAGCCAUCGCAGUGGACAGGUACAUGGCUAUCGUUCAUCCCCUGAAGCCCCGUAUGAAGUAUCAGACAGCGUACUGGAUUAUUUUUGGAGUUUGGAUGAUCCCUGUGCUCAUCGCGGUGCCGUCGGCAUACUUCGCUACAGAGCACGAGUACCCACACAGCACGCUCGGCCACCACAAAAAGAUCUUCUGUGCUCAGAUCUGGUCUGCAGACCAGCAGCUCAUGUAUCGCUCCUACUUCCUCUUCAUCUUCAUCGUGGAGUUCCUAGGGCCCGUGGUGACUAUGUCAGUCUGUUACGCGCAGAUCUCCAGGGAGCUGUGGUUCAAGAACGUCCCGGGAUUUCCGACAGAGCAACUGCGUAAACGGCUACUGAGUCGCCGCAGGACGGUGGUGGCGCUGAUUGCAGUUCUGGUGGCGUAUGUUCUGUGCUGGGCACCGUAUUAUAGUUUCACACUGCUGCGUGACUUCUACCCGGUGCUGAUCACACGCGGCCGUAACUCGCUGGUCGUUUUCUACAUCAUCGAAUGCAUCGCUAUGAGCAACGGGGUCAUUAACACUCUGUGUUUUGUCAGCGUUAGGAACAAUGCCACAAAGUGCCUCAGAGCCGUCAAACUCACUAACUGGCGUUCGCUAACGAGGGCGAUCGUUGGCAAGAUGGCUGAAGACGACAUCAGAACUUCAUCCUUGCGAGUGACUGAGGACGUGGAAUGUACACGAAUAAAGAGGAAUAAAGAGAAAUGAUGGAGAAAUAAACUAGGAGGUGAUACAAGGCCACAACAAUGACAUCAUGUGUGUCAAGAAAUGUCCACAAACAUAUUUUGGAAGUAGCCACACGCAUGAACACUUAUGGGAACAAAUAAAUUAAGAAUUAGCCUCCUUGUUUUGGAAGCCAGAGCAACAGAAUUACCACUGCAAGAGGUUCAGAUCAAAUGAUAGACCAAUGAAUUAAACUGAUGAGAGACUGGCUUGUGUAAAUGCUCAAAAAAUAAUAUAUUUAUGUUAAAUUCACUACUGGAAUAAUUUGAUUAGCAAAAACAUUGCUUCAAAGACCCCCUGAUGUCAACAUGCAUUUUCAGUGAUCAAUGUAGAUUUUCUGAAGGUGAUAGACCAGAAAUGAUGUUGCAGAUCGAAACACUGAAUUAACAGAUUAAGUGCCAGAUGUAAUGUUCAGUUUGUAAGUCCUAUUCAGAAUAAUGUUCAAAAAAGUGUCUGUACCUAAAUUUUUGCUAAACAUUUCCAGUUUCCAUCUAAAAUGGACUAGUGUCAGUGAAAUGCCAACUUUCAUUGCUUUUCACACAAAUCAUAGGAGCAGAUUAUCAGUUAAUAAAGGCUUUUUCAUGCAGUUCUUUGCACAAUAUGCAACCUCAAAACACUUUUAACUUGUAUGACUUGUGAACUAAUAUAUUCUGAUGUAGUAAACUUGCUUGGUAGUGCACCUGGUACCGUGUUGAAUUUACCAUGUGUCGCGCUUGUGUAAAAUACUUGUGAAACAAUUGACAAUAAAAGAACUCAAACACUAAUAUAA